AUAUAUUAUAAAUUUCAUUGAAAAAAUAUUUUUAUUUAUUUACGUUAUAAAACUUUCAAAAGAACUGGAAUAUAACAGUUGGAUUUAAUAACAAGCCGUAUGCAAAAAUAUCUACAAAUAAUCUCUUGGCUUUUAUAAAUGCUUAAAAAUCCUGUCAAGUUAUGCAGAGUAUAAUAACUACAGUCUUCAUCUUAUCAUGUCCGUUAGUCAUGAGAAGGGUCGUUUUAGGUUUGAAUGUAAAAACAUUCCAGCACCGGUUUUUAAAGGAUUGGUUAACGCAUAUUUUUUAUCAAAGAUAUCCACCGCUCUAAUGGCGCCCAAUUGUUACUACUUAGUGAUACUAACGUAACUAAAUUAUGGAAGACAAAGUAAAAAUGAAAACGAAAUUAAAACCGCUAGGUGCUACAAAUUUUAAUCAAUGGUCUGAUGAUCCAAUAAUAAAAUACAAAUCAAAACAAUACAGCAACAUCAAAAGUCGUUAUUCAAAACCGAUGUCACUCAUAACUCGUACUCAUACAAAAAAAAAAUAUGUACCGGAAGAUGUCCAAUUCGAUGAAAAAAACAUAGUAAAAUUGGAUCAAAAUGAUCUUCAACGCAGUAUUGUGCUCAAAUAUGGUAUUCCUACUUUAAAAGCAGCCAUGACCAAAUUGACUAUACAUUAUGAUUUAAAGACCGCUAGACGCAAACUAUUACCUAUGUAUAAGUAUAUGUAUUUGGAAAUGGUUGAAGACAAACAAUUUUAUGCUGCAUCAGUAUUCGAAUAUAUUUUGAUAAUAGAUAAUGAGCGGACUACAAUAGCGCCCCUAGCGCCAGCGCUACGAGAAAAUGAUAAUUUAUUAUUAAAACUUAGUGAACAUCUUAAAGCUAUCGAUAUUCCAGAAAAUGGAAUCGCUCAAAAAGUUUUAAAUCUCUUAAAAUUAACUAUAACAUUUGCUAAUUUGUCUGCGGAAUGGUGGUGGGUGGCCGAAUAUUGUUUAUUGAUUGCUACGAUGUUGGUAGACGAUUUAAGUGAAUUAGACAAAGCGACUGUAUUAUUCAUAACUGGUUGGUUUUUAAAAAAGACAGCAAAAAGUUCAUUAGAAGAUGCAGCUAGUUUCUUUAAUCGUUCUCGUAACAUGAGUUGGAAACAAUCUUGGCGAUUACCUUUAAUAAUUCAAGAAAUUAUUGAUGAUGGCAUACACAUAACAAAAGGUCCCUUAUGGACUGCCGCUUGUUUUUAUGAAUAUAAAACCUUAAUGUUAAUAGCAACAUGUCAAAAUUCGAAAUGGGCAUUACGUACAGUUCAAACAGCUCUAAAAUUAAUAGAAAUUUCUGGACCUAAUGAUGAUCAAUAUUUGACAACUUUUGAGCUGGGUAAAAGAUACUAUGCAGCUGGAAUGGUUGACGAAGCAAUAGAUACAUUUAUUAAAUGCUCUACAGCUUGUAAAUUAAACAUUGAUCUUGAUAAUGAUUUGGAUCUUAGAGCUCUUCUCGAAGCAUCUAAAAUAUUACAACGAAAUGAUAAUAAAAUGGAGGCUUAUAAGCUACUAGAAACAAUUAUUAAAGACUCCAAGACACGACGAAAAGAAGAAAUUCUCAUUUCAGCAAUUGUGGAGAUGGGACAUUUAUCUAUAAAAUAUGAACUCGACAGUAACGGUUAUUUUCAUUUUUCUUUAGCAUAUAAUCUACUUAAAAAUGGACGAGGCAGAGAAGUUUUCAACACAGAAGACAUGCUAGUUAUAAGUAUGCACGCUGCAGCGCUACGUACUAACUUAUUUCUAAAAUCUAAUUUUCAGUCUUUUUGUAACAAUAAUUUUAACUUGUUGGAAGUAUCCAAUUGGUGGAGAGGAAAUCAACCAUUAGUAACGUGGCAUGGUGAUCAAAUGGUUCUUAAUAUAGACAAAAUCGAAGAUGACAUUAUUAGAGAAGUUGCUUAUGAAAUUCACAAUUAUCUUAAAAACAACAAAAAUAAAGUAACUAAAAAUGUAUUGGAAGAAAGUAAAAUUGAAGAAAAUUUUAGUGAAGAAGAUCAAAUAAUAGAAUCAAAUAUAGAGGAAUCGCUACAUGAUGAGAAGAAUGUAAAACACAUUAUGAUAUCAGAGAAUUUAUUUGGGUGAACUAAAACUACAAUAUAAACCUAACAGUAGACUUUAUAAAUG
Messenger RNA from Daktulosphaira vitifoliae (grape phylloxera), 2138 nucleotides. RefSeq lists its product as uncharacterized. Lineage: Eukaryota; Metazoa; Arthropoda; Insecta; Hemiptera; Phylloxeridae. Bases 357 to 2096 code for a protein of 579 amino acids. Gene Ontology annotation, molecular function: protein binding. The transcript is spliced from 3 exons. The record is from RefSeq and is a predicted model, not a curated record.